CUUUUCCUGAUCAAAAAUGGCGGACACCAUGGAAGAUUUCAGUAAACUGAAAGUGACAGAGCUGAAAAAGUUACUAAAGGAGCAGGGCUUGCCAAUUACAGGGAGCAAGUCUGACCUGGUUGAGAGACUUAGCGGGACCAUGAAAGUGGAAUCCCUUGACAGUGAUGCCCUGAUUGAUGACAAGUUAUUGGAGACGACAGCAGAAGGGGCUGACCUUGAAGAUGCUGUUCUUGAUGAAAAUGUAGAUCUCACUGAGCCAGCUGCAAAACCAAAGAUAGAGCCAAUCACAGCUAGUGCGAAAACAGAUACCAAGGAAGAACCCAACACAGAGGACAAGGAAGCUACGACAAAGCCCAUUUCCACAUCACUUACACCUGCAGAGAGGUUAAAACUCCGGGCUGAGAGAUUUGGUGUGGUAAAUGAAGACAUGAAGAAACAGCUCCGAUCUGAAAGGUUUGGAUCAAAAAAGGAGGGUGGAUCAAAAGCUGGGGCAGGCUCAGGAGCUGACGUUGAUGUACUAAAGAAGAGAGCAGAGCGGUUUGGCCAGGUCUUGUCUUCCUCCCUCUCAAAGGUCGACGAGGAUGAACGUAUCCGUAAACGCAAGGAGAGGUUUGGAGAAAUCACCACUGCAACCAACAACACUCCUAAGAUAGCUAAGAUCACUGUUAACGCAAAUCCCGCCGAUCAGGAAAAGCUGAAGAAACGAGCAGAAAGAUUUGGGAAAGCGUGAAUGUUAUAUUAGACAUUUCGUGAUUGCAAUACAUACUAAAAUGUUAACUAGCACAUGACAUUGGUUAUGUAAUGGGGUGUAGUAAACGAAUCAGGUACCGUCUAAUGUGUGUUGGCUUAGAAUGAAAAAAUAAAGGUAUCUGAUGCUUAAAUGAGAGAAGUUUUGGGAGUUCGUAUUUUUGUUCUUUUCAACUGAACUUGGAAGUGAUAAGACAAAAUUUUCAAUCUUUCAAAGUCAAGAAAGAGUGUUUGAAAUAUUUUUGUUGGUAUAAUGUGUAUAUAUUUCUCCUUUCCACAUCAAACCCUUUCAAAUGAUACUUAUUAUGGUACAUCAGAUGCCUUUAGGUAAAUUAAUGCCAAUGUAAAUUAAUUGCUAGAUUUUUGUCCAUUUUAUUUGGGGGGGGGGGGGGUAUCAUUUAUGUUUUUAAUUUCAUUUUUUCUUAGAUGACUGUUUCACUGAUGAAUAUGUGUUCAUGUCCUUUCUAAUUACAUAACGGACCAUAUACAUGUGUUUCUAGACGAACCAUGAACAAGAUUGUAACCUUUUCCUUUUUUAAAGUCUAUUAAAUAUAGACACUGUAGGUAUGAAUAACUGAUAGCUGUUCAACAGCUGUUCCCGGGGAGUAAUGGACCGAUACGCAAAUACCGAACCUUAUCCAACAUUUUUAUUUGAAUCAGUAAAAUUUAAGGGGUGGAGGGGGGAUAAAAAAGAGGCAGGAAAAAAGAGAUACGGUUUUGGGGCGGGGGCAUGAAGGAGAAGGGGCUGGCAGGGAUGAAAAUCUAAUAAUUAAUUUACAGUCAUCACAUUAUUUUAAACAGUCAUAGGAAUUUAACUUUUGGAAGAAUUAAAGGCCCAAGAUCUUAUACUAGUGCUUGGCAUCAAAAUAUAUAAACACAGCAUGCUUUAUAAAAUCCAGAAUUUGAGUAGGCCCAGAAGACAUUUUACCAGUGUAGGGCUUGUGGGCUCAGGUGCUAAUUUCCACCACUGUUGAUGCUGAAAGUGUCCCUCCAUUAUGUUGUCAUAAAGCUAUAUCUUCACAUCAACUUGCUCAGUUACUGGUAGUCGUUCCAGUAGUUUUGUAUUGUAAAUCAGCUUGGUCACUAAGGACGUAUUUAGGACAAAUUGGUCGAGUCUUAGUUAUGUUUGUUAAGUUGUUCUUCUAUGUGUGUUAACAAACUAAUUUGCAAGUUAGAUAUUGUCAGUGAAGUAUGAAACUGGAAUAUUUAGGACAUUGUUGUUUAAAUAUUUUAGAGAAUAGCGUACUUACAAGAGGAAACCUGACUGAAGCCGUUAAUUGUCAUGACCUGUAAGUCAAAGUGCAUCUUUUGUAUGAAGUACCGUAUGUAUUAAUAUGAAAAGUAGAAUUCUGUAAGUAUUUCAAAAUAGAAGAUUAGUAAAGGCAUUGAUUAUUGAAUAAAAGGUAAGUUACUGUAUUUUUGCACGUACUUGCUCAUAAUUGUAUGUUCCUGGUACUUGCAGACUGUGUGACUAUUAUUAGUAGUAUUAUUGACGUUUGUUUUUUAAAACUAAGCUAGUAUUCAAUUUGCACUAAGAUAAGAUUGAAUGUAGAAAUUCCAUUUAAUUUUGAAGAAAUCAAGAAAUGCAGAUUGCAGGUGUUUUCUCAUUGUUGGCAACAAUGAUAUUUCUCAAUAACUAAACAAAAUACCAUGGGAAAAUUGAGUGGCAAAAUCGCAUUUUAAUGAAUAUGCAUGACCACUCUGUUUCCAAUGAAAUCGCAUGUUACAAUUAAAUACUCUUCAAUAACCAGAUAAUGUCAGUUGUCUCCACAGGCAAGUGGUCUGUGUAGCUGUUUUAAAACUUGUAGUGAUCUGGUGGAGAGAGUUCAAUUCCAGAUAGUAAAUAUAUUAAGUUUACAAUUUACUCUCGUCCGAAUACUUUUCAUUGUCUGUGCACAUUUCCGCAUGGGUUCCUUGCAGAAAAAAUGAUAUUGCCUCAUUAAUUAUUCAUGAUUGCGCAAUUUUCCUAGCCGAAUUGCCCACUGUUCACACCUAAUAAUAGCAUAAUACAGUCAUACCCCGUUAGCUCAAACUCCCAGGGACCGGCGAAAAUAGCUUGAGCUUUGGAAAGUUUGGGCCAAGCGAUGUUAACCUUCAGUAUGAUGAAAAUUUGUCCUUAACAUCCAGUUCUAGCAAAAAGGAUUUCGAGUCAAGCGAGUUCGAGCCAACGGGGUUUGUCCAGGGUAUCCCACAAUGAUGUUUUCUUUACUAGACAGCAGUUUCAUCUGUCCUUUGCCUUUCUAGAUAAUGAGAUGGACUCUUGAAUAAGAAAAGUAGUUCUAUAUCGUACUCCUACUCCAGUAUACCUGAAAUGGAAAUGCAAUGAUAACCGGUUUAGUUUGUUUAGGCAAUACUUUAUAGCAUUUGUAAUAAAUAAAUAAUAACUUUCACAGAAUAUGCUCGGAAAUUAUGCUUAUUUGAAGUAAUAUUUGGUUUCAACUCGAGGGGGUGAAUGCGAAAAGGUUCUAAGUGACAUUAAAUAAAGAAGCAGAUAGAACCUUUUCGCUUUCACCUCUCGAAAUUUACUGCAAUCUGUCAAGUUGCGUGAACGUAUAGUUAUUUUUUACGUUUUAUACAAAUGAAAUAUUUGCAUAUCUUGAGCAUUUAAUUCUAUGAAGGCAGGAGGAUGCACAUGCUGGUCGCCAUGAGGGCAGAAGGAUGCUACCAAAAAAUGACAGGGUGCAGACCCCUUCCAUAUCUGCUUAGCAUAAACUCUAUAGAAAGUUGCAACCAUUUUGGCUAAUCUCUCAAAAUUAAAGUUGGCUUCGUUUACUCUUGGCAUAAAAAUGUAUUUCUGUAGAUUCUGUUUAAUUGAGUCAGACCAGUUCAUGUACAUUAUAGUUUUAGACAAGUUAUUGAAGCCAAGUUUUAGACCAGAUUUUGAGUUGGUACUAAAUGUAAAAAAAAUCGUAUUGUUAUUAACAAGUUAGUUGUGCCGCAGUUGUCUGAGACAAUGUAGUUAAGUCUUUUGGAAUCAUGGAUUAAUUAUUGAAUCAUGGUAGUAAUAGUCCUUCCCCACAGCAUGUUUAAUUGUAGCUUGAAUGGCAAAUCAGCCUUUUUAAGUUUGUCUGUUUUUUGAAGAGGUAUUUUUAUAGUCUUGAUGUUGGCGGUUUCGGGCAAAAUCUUUAAGCUUUGCAAAAACUCAAAAACGUUUCAAGAUAUUGAAAUGAAACUUGGUACACAUGUUACCAGAGAUAAUAUGCGCAUGUACAGCAAGACCCUUAACUCUUAAUAACUGUUGAGUUAUGCUCUCAUUUUCUGGUUGACCUACUUGACAAUCAGCUGCCAUCAAAAUUGACUUUUUAGGUGAACAUGCCCAAAUUCUUACCUCUUCCAGCACCAGUGAUUGGCAUUGAUAUUUCUGACAAGUCCUUGAGCAAGGCCGGAAAUAAUUUACAAGUGCAAAGCUCAGUGAUUGUGCUUAUUUAACUGUUUAUUUUGCAUCAUUUCAUCUUGCAACAAAAAGGUGCAUACUAGUAUAUACUCGCAAUUUUUCAUCUUUCACCUACUCCCCAGAUCAUAUCCAUUGCUCUUGUACAAAGACCUAGUGAUCAGGUAUUGACCACGGGCGACAGUCGAUUCGAGUAGGGACAGUUUCCUAUUUAUGACUGUGAAUUAAAGUUUAGAUUUUGAGGCAACACGUGGAAAUUAUAUGUGCUCAGUAAGUGAAUUGGUUAGAAGACAGUUAUUGGUUUGGAUAAGCCUAUGUAAGGCCAGGCCAAAUUCAUUAUAAUUUAUGUAUGUGAUGCUCCUUUGGGCGGGUAGACUUUCUGCCUUUCAAAUGACAUAAAAAAUUACCAAGAUGUAAAACAAAAGUCUGUCGGGUUGGUAGGUUUUCAAAUUGGAACCAUAUAAUCAAUUUGGUAUGGCCUUUAAUGAAUGCAGCAGCUUAAUAUUUUUAGUGUGCUUCAUAUAUUGUAGAACCAUAACUUUGUGGCAUAGUUUGUCAUUCCUAAUCUCCUUUCAUAUGACAGAACAGUUAAAAAUAAAGUGCAAAGGUUUUAAACUGCUCAAAAGUUUCAUUCAACACGCCAUUUUUAAAAAGUAAAUACAUUAUCAAUCUAAAAAAAAAUUCAAUUCUCGUAGACCUAAAGCUAGGAUAUCUUCAAAUUUAUUUAAAGAGACAAAUUUUCUGAAAUUUAGACUUAACUCUGAAAACCUCUGUCUGAAGUUUGUCAAAUUAACUUUUUGUGUAAAAAUUGGAAUAUCAAAAUUUCUAGCUUUUGUUUUUGACAUUGUCUGUAACAAAACUUUCAUGAGAACAAGAAAAAUGUAGAAAGAAAAACUUUGUUCUAGAAUAUGUGAAACGGGUCUUUGUUUGAUGUUUACUUUAUUUAUAUUUAGUAAUGUUCAAAGUGUUGAUGAAUUGAAUGGUAAUAAACUACAUUUUCCAGCAAAGUGACAGAAUAUGAUGCAACAUUGGUAAUUACUUUGUUUGUGUAUAUUUUAAUUAAAGGGACUAGACACCAGAUGAUACAAUAGCAAGAAGAAAAAAAAUGUCAAAAACUUACAUAAAUCCCUAUUGUGGUGUUCAACUUAUUAAAUAUUAAUUAUGACAAAUGUAUCUUUUGCAGUUUUUGCAUAAUUUUCCAACUCAAAAUUUACUUGGUUUGUCUACCACUUAAAACCAGUUAAUUUAAAAAUUGCCUCAGUAUAUGUAUCUGGACUAAUCACGUGACUUUCACAUGCUGAAUAUACACAUUAUAAAUUGGGAAACCAUGAUACGCUAUUUUUAAUUUGGUAAAAUCACCUGAGACAGCCACAAAAUAUUAUUUUUGUCAUGUAAAGUGAUAUAUUAUCGCCCUCAUACAAGCUCAAAUUGACAAUUCUAGGCUUGUUUUGAGGAAAACUAAUUGCUGAUUUUAUGACCAUCUGCUGUUUAGUCCCUUUAACAUGAUUAUAUUUUUAGAAAAUAAAAUGUGUUUUUCAAAGGA
Molecule: messenger RNA, 5681 nt
Organism: Mya arenaria
Lineage: Eukaryota; Metazoa; Mollusca; Bivalvia; Myida; Myidae
Product: SAP domain-containing ribonucleoprotein-like
Exons: 10
Coding region: 17-730 (237 amino acids)
Biological process (GO): poly(A)+ mRNA export from nucleus
Cellular component (GO): nucleus
Source: RefSeq, a predicted model, not a curated record